Molecule: messenger RNA, 2961 nt
Organism: Microtus oregoni (creeping vole)
Lineage: Eukaryota; Metazoa; Chordata; Mammalia; Rodentia; Cricetidae
Gene: Dcun1d3
Product: defective in cullin neddylation 1 domain containing 3
Exons: 3
Coding region: 295-1209 (304 amino acids)
Biological process (GO): positive regulation of ubiquitin-protein transferase activity; protein neddylation
Cellular component (GO): ubiquitin ligase complex
Molecular function (GO): ubiquitin-like protein binding; ubiquitin conjugating enzyme binding; cullin family protein binding
Source: RefSeq, a predicted model, not a curated record
UUGUCUGGACUGGUCCCUCUGGAAGAAGAGGCUGUGAGGGGAGCCUGUGGCGUGUCAAGCGCGCAAGGCUCAGAAAACUUACCUACUGUCCCUGCCUGCCCAUCGCCAGCACCCCUCAAUCCCAGGCCUGGGGACCUGGGGUCGUAGAUGCUCGGGGAGGGGCUGCAGACUCUGAACUGAAAGUCCAGGGUUGGCUGGCUCCUCUAACUGAUGGCAUGUUGAAGUACAUGGGCCAGCAACAACGAGGGCAUCUGAUCCGGAGGGGGCCACUCUAGAGGCCAGGCCAUCACCACCAUGGGCCAGUGUGUCACCAAGUGCAAGAAUCCUUCAUCAACCUUGGGCAGCAAGAAUGGAGACCGUGACCCUAGCAGCAAGUCACACAGCAGGCGGGGAGCUGGCCACCGUGAGGAACAGGUGCCACCAUGUGGCAAACCAGCUGGGGAUAUCCUUGUCAAUGGGACCAAGAAAGCAGAGGCUGCCACUGAGGCCUGCCAGCUGCCAACAUCUUCUGGAGAUGCUGGGAGGGAGUCCAAGACCAAUGGUGAGGAGUCUUCCUUGCAGAGGUUGGAAGAACUGUUCAGGCGCUACAAGGACGAGCGGGAGGAUGCAAUCUUGGAGGAAGGCAUGGAGCGCUUUUGCAAUGACCUGUGUGUUGAUCCUACGGAAUUUCGAGUGCUGCUCUUGGCCUGGAAGUUCCAGGCGGCUACCAUGUGCAAAUUCACCAGGAAGGAGUUUUUUGAUGGCUGUAAAGCAAUAAGUGCAGACAGCAUUGAUGGGAUCUGUGCACGGUUCCCUAGCCUCUUAACAGAAGCCAAGCAAGAAGAUAAAUUCAAGGAUCUCUACCGGUUUACAUUUCAGUUUGGCCUGGACUCUGAAGAAGGGCAGCGGUCAUUGCAUCGUGAAAUAGCCAUUGCCCUGUGGAAACUAGUAUUUACCCAGAACAAUCCUCCUGUAUUGGACCAAUGGCUAAAUUUCCUAACAGAGAACCCCUCGGGAAUCAAGGGCAUCUCCCGGGACACUUGGAACAUGUUUCUCAACUUCACUCAGGUGAUUGGCCCUGACCUCAGCAACUACAGUGAAGACGAGGCCUGGCCGAGUCUCUUUGACACCUUUGUGGAGUGGGAAAUGGAUCGGAGGAGAAGAGAAGCAGAGGGGAGAGGCGCACUCAGCUCAGGGCCCGAGGGCUUGUGUCCAGAGGAGCUGCACUGAGGAUCUGCCUGCUGCCCUGCAGCCAAGUGAGGAAUUGGACCUUUCUGGAAAUUACUGAAGAUCCGGAUAUUUUCUACUUAACACCUUUCUCUGCCUUGUAUUUGAAAGGGCUCUAAAAUGCUGUAUCAUGUUUUAGGCACUUUCUUCAUUUUUUUGGUUAUUUUGGUUAUUUCUUUUUUGGGUGAGAAAUCCCCCAAAAAUAUUUGAACCUGGCUACAUGUUGUGUACCUUUUUUGAAGCCUUCAGAUAGAAUAAGCCUGCCAUUUCUUGCACAAAUGUAUUAGAUUUGUUUUGGUUUUGUGGGGGAGGGUCUAGGCCUGGGUGGGGAGGGACUGUUAGGUUGAGUUAACAUUACAAUGACACAGUGCCAGAUCUCAGUUUUGCAUAUUACUUUUCAGGGCAGGUCUGUACUGUGUGUAGUGCUGUUUACAUGGUUGAAUUUAGGUUGUAAUAAUUAUUUUAAAAAAAUUUACACAGAUAGGAAUAGCAGUGUUAACUGUUAGCCACAUUGCAUUAAUUUCCAGACAGUUUGGAGCUCUCGGAGAGCCAGGGCCAAGGCCAGUCAAGAGCAUUUGCAGCCUGACGCCCCAUCCAUCCCUUUAAGCUAAUUUAUCCAAAGCCCUUACCUCCCUCACUUCUUGCCCAUUCCUUCUUUGACCUAUUGCAUUUCAUGUUUAAUUUAUCCAUCACCAUGCUGUACCUGUCAGUCAAGUGAGCAGUUUUGUUUUGUUAGAACACAUUGUACUGAAACCACUUAAGCGUUGAAUGCAGAGAAAGCAGUGCUACCUCAGUUUUGCUGGAAGUAGACUUCUUUGAUAGUUUUCUUUGAUGUUUUGUAUUUUCAUGUCAUGAGUGGAAAUGCUUUUUUUUUCUUUUUUCUUCUUUUUUUCAUUUGCCUUGGAGCCAAAGUUUCCGUUCUGGGUGGUGAGAAAAGCAUGCCUGCCGGCCAGCUGACCAAGAAAACUAUAGCAUGGAACUCUGCUUCAAACUGUUUUUUUUUUUUUCUUUAGUUUUUAUUGAGUAUCAUCAGCUUACUUGUCUGGCAAGUGCAGAAGCCUGAGGCUGGCCUGAACUCUGCCAAACAAAUUAUCCAAGUGUAUUGAAUCAUUAAGUGUAUGCCCUCUCCCUCUCUGCUGCGCCCACGUUGUCACUUAACCCCCAGGAGUUAUUUAUUAUCUUUUUGUUCAUGUCAAGCUCAUUUGGGGUAAUGUGAUGACUGUUUAGGUUUACAUGACCCUCCUCUCCUUCCCUUACCCCCAGAUAUGCAUAUAUACAUAUAUAAGAUAUGUAUAUAUUUUACCUUUAUAAAAUAUAUAUAUACACAUAUAUGUAUCUAUAUUCCUUUAUUUGUCCGCUAAAACUGGCCAUAAAAGAGGGAGCUGCCUUUGAUCUGCAGUUAAGAUGCCAGGGAGCAUCAUAAAUGGAGGCUGUUGUAUAUGAAUUUGGACAUUUUCACUGAACUUGAAUGAAUUUGCUCACAGGAAGGAGGAACCAGUUCUCUAGACUCCACAUGUUCACUCUGCCAGGCCAGCUUUGGUCAAGCUGCCACCAGGGCUUGAGGAGCUGACUCUGUCCUACCUAGUUUACUAGAGGACCCUCUUGAUAAUUUCCCAUUAAAAAAAUAUCCUCAAAAAAAUUGUACUGGAAGGUGGGUGGUAGGAGCUUGUAUAGUUCAGCUUCCAAUACUUCGGAACAGAUUAAAAAGGGAAUCUUUUAAUAAAAGUUACAAAAAUAUUUAUACUCUUGAUACAA